GUCCGCUUCACUGUUGUUCGAAGUUUGAGGCUUCUGAGUUCAGGAGACGACACGAUGGUAAUUGGAAACAGGAUCCAGCUCGUAUUCUUGGAGUUCCUUCGUAUCAAAACGCGAGUACAUGGAGAGUGUACGUGGCGCAGAGUGAGGUGCACGUUGAAGGCCUUUGAGACAAGAACCUGGGACGAUACGGACACGCAACAGUUGACGAGAGUUGAUUCGGUUACCUACUCGGGAAUUGGACAAAGGAUUCUACCAAAAGCUGGAAAAAUCUUCUCGGAACUACAACCGGAGGCAAUUCAAACAGCCGCGUCUCCCGUCGAACGUAUCUGUGUAUUUGUUCACGGUUCGGUUCGGAUGCUGCCGCGGGAUUCCAAACUAGGAAAUCCCGUCUCCCGGAAUCCGGAAGUCCUGAAUAAAAACUCCGACGAGCUGAUGAAACGGUGGAUGACGACGAUGAUGAUAAUGAGGAUACAAGGAAGUCCCAUUGUUCCUACCAAGCGAGAGUCCUUUUUCCAGGAGCACGAGGAGUAUAAGGUGCGGACGUAAGGGAACCGUGGCGAAAAUUGGGGGAGGAGAGAGAAGGGGGAGGGCGCAACCUACGCAGCAUCCUGAAGAUGGACCCAACAACUCCUCGCAAACAAACCGCGAGGCUGAGAAAUAUGGAGUUUGGUGGCAGUGGUGAGAUGUAUGACGGGGGGGAGAAAAAGGAACGGAAUGCUGUUUGAAUUUAAUACG
Diprion similis is the source of this 735-nucleotide messenger RNA. RefSeq lists its product as uncharacterized. The transcript has 4 exons. Lineage: Eukaryota; Metazoa; Arthropoda; Insecta; Hymenoptera; Diprionidae. Bases 55 to 546 code for a protein of 163 amino acids. The record is from RefSeq and is a predicted model, not a curated record.